This is a messenger RNA of Purpureocillium takamizusanense, 856 nucleotides long. RefSeq lists its product as uncharacterized. Gene Ontology annotation, molecular function: proton transmembrane transporter activity. The coding region runs from base 56 to 508 and encodes 150 amino acids. The record is from RefSeq and is a predicted model, not a curated record. Gene Ontology annotation, biological process: proton transmembrane transport; proton motive force-driven ATP synthesis. The transcript has 3 exons. NCBI's taxonomy places the organism in Eukaryota, Fungi, Ascomycota, Sordariomycetes, Hypocreales, Ophiocordycipitaceae.
CUGCUUCAAACCUUGCGAGUCGACCACAACACUCUCCCCUCACACAACCGUCACAAUGGCCGCCACCCGUGUCUUCGCCUCCCGUCUGGCCACCCAGAUGGCCACCAAGGCUGCUCGCCCUGCCAUCCGAGCCCCCGUCGCUGCCGCCUCCAAGCGCACCAUCUCUGGCUCUGCCAGCCCUCUCCAGACCCUCAAGCGCCAGCAGGCCGCCACCCUGCUCCAGGCCACCACCCGGAAUGCCUUCCAGGUCCAGCGCCGCGCCUACUCUUCCGAGAUCGCCCAGGCCAUGGUCGAGGUCUCCAAGAACAUCGGCAUGGGCUCUGCUGCCAUCGGCCUGACGGGUGCCGGUAUCGGUAUCGGUCUCGUCUUCGCCGCCCUGCUGCACGCCGUCGCCCGCAACCCUGCCCUCCGCGGCCAGCUCUUCUCGUACGCCAUUCUGGGCUUUGCCUUCGUCGAGGCCAUUGGUCUCUUCGACCUCAUGGUUGCCCUCAUGGCCAAGUUUACCUAAAUUGUUGUUUUCUUCUCCAUUCAUCACUGGGGCAAGGCCUUGCCGCGUGACGGGGCUGUACUAUCGAGGGGAAUGCUGGGCGGGUGCCUCGCGCGGCGUCUUGGCGGCUUGCCACCGAGGACUCACCUGCCGGCACGCGUGGGACGGAGGGGGACUGCAUCAUAGACGGCAUAGAAACGGGAGCGGCGUCCAAAAGUGACGUCGCGGAGACGAUCUGGGCGAGCUCGGGCGUCGUCCUCAAAAACGACUUGUAAAAUAAAAAGCCUCAUUCAUCUCGAUCCUCGGACCAUGAAGAGACUUUUUCUCCUUUGUACCCAAUACAUCAAUCACAAUGCCAGCUUGACGUGG